UUCCACACACUACCUUCUGCUUCAGAAUAGAGAAACUCACAAAAUUCACAGAGAACACCGCCAGAAUGGACACCAUGGAACGGAAGCAUUUUCGACUGGGGAUCUUUCUCGCCCCACCCUCCACCAUCGAUGUCGACCCGGCCGACUUUGCUCUACGCACAAAGUUGGAACUGAUCGGCAAGGAUACCUUGUGUGACAUUAAGGCCAUCAAUGUCGACGACACGACCACCCAAAUUUCCAUACAUUCACCUGGCACCAAGGCUGCGCAGGACGCUGCCCAGCGAGUGAGGAAACUACUCAUCGAGGAAGCCGACAUCAAAGACAUGUGGAGAACCAAUGGCCUGCUGUGCCCAUCCAAGUCAGGUGCAGAUUACUCGGCCAUCGUGUUUGGUCGUGAUAGAUGCGCUGUCGUCCCCUCAGCAUCGGCCCCAACCGUCUCGGAAACCACCUCUGGGACUCAUCAAGCCAAGUAUAAGGCCCAGCUGUCUGAUAUUCUUGACCGGGCCGUCGGAUCACUUGUCCGAGACCCAAACAAGAUGCAGAUGCGUGUCAAGAUCGGCUACCUACAGCGACGUGAAAUUUGGAACCCAGAGAAGAGGAGGUACAACUCGGCCGAAAUGGAGCGUGAGCUAGAGUAUGCCGCCUUCCGCGACGUAAUCAAUCUUUCACCAUAUGUUCCUGUCGAUGUGGUUGAAGCCCUCAGAGUCGCCCUGAUCAACGGGGAUGAAAGUUUGCCAGCAGUGGUCCGAGAGAGCGUUGACUCCGACUCCGAACCCGAGUUCUCCCUAUAUAUAGUCACGCCAAAUUUGGAGAUCGAGUGUAUGGUAGAAGGCGUUAAGGCGGGCAGAGGCCGAAAGCCUAGAAUCAUGCCCGUGUGCGCCUAUCAACGAGCCAAAGUCUACAACGAAUUCUCAGUCCUCAAUGCUUGCCCCGACAGAGGUACUGAUUGGGAGUUGAAGAUUUCCCAGGAGGUCAGCCGCAGGGAAGGCAGGCCCCGUCUACCUUUGACUGAAGAUGACAUGGCUAGGCUCACCAAGAUCAGCCAAGGUACAUAUGCAGGUGGCUUCCCCAAGAUUUCGGUGUCUCAAGAGUUCAUCAAGAAGAACAAGGUGACGAACAUUGUGGGCAAGGUCAUCUGGACCCUGGAGCUGAGUUUCAAGUAUAGCCUUGAGAUUACGGUGUACCAUUCGUUCGGAACGAACACAACGAAGCCUCCGACUACGACAACUCUGCUCUCCAUAUUCAGUCCUGACUGGGACGAUCACCUCGGGCUCCCCGUUACGAUUCCGCGGGAAUGGGACAAGAGUUUUGCCACUCAACUCCUGACCUCGAGAGACAAGACCCAGGUCCCAUACCCCUUGACGCAGGCUGGUGGCGAUGAGCAUCCACUGGAUGAGUUUUUGUCGUGGGUAUCGUGGGUGCAGGAGAUGCUUGAUAACCUGCUGAGUGCAGGGGCAAAGGGCUCGAGCCGAGUCGUGUCCUGAUGGAACAUUCGAAGAAUUGGAUGGCGAAUGCCACUUGGGCUAUUGGGAUUAGGGAGGUGACCGUCUAGUUUAUGGUGGGUUGUAGGAUGAUGGCACUGGGGAGAGAAGCAUGGAGCCUUCGUGGGCUAUGUAUUAUAUCUCUUCUUGUUGUUUUAUAUCAUAGGGGAAGUUCAGG
Molecule: messenger RNA, 1659 nt
Organism: Podospora pseudopauciseta
Lineage: Eukaryota; Fungi; Ascomycota; Sordariomycetes; Sordariales; Podosporaceae
Exons: 4
Coding region: 66-1484 (472 amino acids)
Source: RefSeq, a predicted model, not a curated record